This is a messenger RNA of Vicugna pacos (alpaca), 1228 nucleotides long. RefSeq names its product GS homeobox 1 (gene GSX1). NCBI's taxonomy places the organism in Eukaryota, Metazoa, Chordata, Mammalia, Artiodactyla, Camelidae. Gene Ontology annotation, cellular component: nucleus. Gene Ontology annotation, biological process: regulation of DNA-templated transcription. The record is from RefSeq and is a predicted model, not a curated record. Gene Ontology annotation, molecular function: DNA-binding transcription factor activity, RNA polymerase II-specific; sequence-specific double-stranded DNA binding.
UCCGCGGGGCGCCGAGAGCGGGCUGGCGGCGGGACGACCGCGCACCGGGGCCAUGCCGCGCUCCUUCCUUGUGGACUCGCUGGUGCUGCGCGAGGCAGGCGAGAAGAAGGCUCCGGAGGGCAGCCCGCCACCGCUCUUUCCCUACGCGGUACCGCCGCCGCACGCCCUGCACGGCCUCUCGCCUGGCGCCUGCCACGCUCGCAAGGCCGUGCUGUGCGUGUGCCCGCUCUGCGUCACCGCCUCGCAGCUGCUCGGCCCGGCUCCCGCGCUGCCUCUGCUCAAGGCGUCCUUCCCGCCUUUCGGCUCGCAAUACUGCCACGCGCCCCUGGGCCGCCAACACUCGGCCGUGUCGCCCGGGGUCGCUCACGGCCCCGCCGCCGCUGCCGCCGCCGCGCUCUACCAGACCUCCUAUCCGCUGCCCGACCCCAGGCAGUUCCACUGCAUCUCAGUGGAUAGCAGCUCGAGCCAGCUGCCCAGCAGCAAGAGGAUGCGCACGGCGUUCACGAGCACGCAGCUGCUAGAGCUGGAGCGAGAGUUCGCCUCAAACAUGUACCUGUCCCGCCUGCGCCGCAUCGAGAUCGCGACCUACCUGAAUCUGUCCGAGAAGCAGGUGAAGAUUUGGUUCCAGAACCGCCGGGUGAAGCACAAGAAGGAGGGCAAAGGCAGCAACCACCGCGGCGGCAGCGGAAGCGCGGGUGCCGGCGGGGGCGCACCGCAAGGCUGCAAGUGCGCGUCGCUCUCCUCAGCCAAGUGUUCCGAGGAUGACGACGAAUUGCCCAUGUCUCCGUCCUCUUCCGGGAAGGACGACCGGGAUCUCACGGUCACUCCCUAGGCGCACGCCUCCCCAGGUCGCCCACCCCAGGCCCUCCCCAGGCCCUUCCCAAAGCUCAAAGACUGGUCCUGAGACGCAGCACUGGUUCCCAGGCACCCACUGCCAAACGGCGGCGACGCACGGAUUUGGCAUGGCUUUGCGGAGGUCCCUGGCCCUGGGCAGCGCCAAGAGCUUGGCAGACCUGACCCUGGUACCCCUACCCCAGGGCCCACGGCCGUCCAAAGCGGACUCCAAGCUGUGAACACGCCAAAUGCGAGAGUCAUUCUCAACUACGCAGCACAGCGGCCCCGGCCCAGCGCCUUGCUGGCCGCCGGCACCUUCUCGCCCGUGCUCUCUGGACUGGCUCAGGCUUCCUCCACUCUCCUCCACCCUGGGUCAAGCUCGGCCUUCCACACC